Molecule: messenger RNA, 6451 nt
Organism: Lytechinus pictus (painted urchin)
Lineage: Eukaryota; Metazoa; Echinodermata; Echinoidea; Temnopleuroida; Toxopneustidae
Product: palmitoyltransferase ZDHHC12-A-like
Exons: 6
Coding region: 237-1115 (292 amino acids)
Biological process (GO): peptidyl-L-cysteine S-palmitoylation; protein targeting to membrane
Cellular component (GO): endoplasmic reticulum; Golgi apparatus
Molecular function (GO): protein-cysteine S-palmitoyltransferase activity
Source: RefSeq, a predicted model, not a curated record
GUCGAUUUCAUUGCAGUGAUCUGAAACCAAAACAUGUAAGUUUUUGGCAUAGUUUUUCCCAAUGUUAUAAGUGCUUCAUGAUCAUCCUGAAUACUGAAAGAAAAAUUAACGCAAAGUCAUCACUACUUGAUGUCCUACUUGAUGUAGGUAACUACAUGUAGACAAAGGGUCUUUCCCUCCUGGAAUUGCAUCGAGAAAGAAGUAGUUAAUGUACACCAUCUCCUGAGGAGAGUGAGAUGGGGAGGAGUAAGAAAGAGCUGUCCAGGUUAGCCUCUGGCAUCUUCAUCCGCUUCUUUCACACCGCCCUCACAGUCGGUAUCUUCUGUGUGCUGAUCUUCAAUGAUACAGAGUUACGGAAUGCAUUAACUGGGAAGAACAUUAUUUAUGGGGUAGCCUUCAUAUGCUUACUUCUUGCGACCAGUGUACUCUACUUUAUAGCCAGCUUGAUGAACCCAGGCUAUGUCAUUCUCGACGUAGAAAUGAAUGGGUGGAGUCAAGUGGAUUCCAGUGACGAAGAAACGGCGGAGGAAUCAGAAGGGGACGGCAACGACGAAAGACAGAAAAUGGUCAAAGAUAAAAAGGCAAAGGAUAAAUCACAAAGAAAGUGCAGUUACUGUAAUAUUAAGCAACCGGCGAGAACAAAACACUGCGAGGACUGCGGGAGAUGCGUACGACGGUUCGAUCACCAUUGUCCAUGGCUAGAGAAUUGUGUAGGAGAACGUAAUCAUAGGUUCUUCUGGCUCUUUCUUCUAUGUCAAGCAGCUAUCAUUAUCUGGGCUAUUAGAAUUACUUGGGGUGGAUUCUACUGGCAUCCAACCAUUCAGGAUUGGUUACGCGCUAACGCACUCUACCUGAUCUGCAUGCUUGUACUGAGCCUCGGUGCAGCGGCCGUCAUCUCGUUACUCUGCUGCCAUACUUUCAUGCUCUUCACAAACCAAACCACCUGGGAAUUCAUGUCUCGGCAUCGCAUCACGUACCUGCGAAACCUGGACGAGUCGGUGAACCCGUUCGACGAGGGAUACUGUCGCAAUGGACUCAAGUUCUUCUGCUACUGCCCGUACCGCAGUUGGGAUGUCAUGUUGGUGAAGUAUAGCGAUCUUAAGAAUGCCUCAUAAGACAUGACCACUACGACGUUUCCUUUCCCGCAGUUGCUGUGCCAUUAGUUCAUUUAAAGCCUCCGAAAACAUGACAAUGUACAUUAUGGUAUGUACUUAUGGGAAAUAUAUGUGCAGUUUUGUAGUUGUAAGUCACCAAGAGUUAAUGAAUCAUGCAGCACUAAGUCAAAUAAUAAAAUAAGCUGUAAUUGUUUUUGUAUCUAUUUAUUUUUUGAACUUCAUGAGACCAACAUUACGAACAAAUUUUGCUUUUACAUUCAUUGUUGUAAAGCCAUUUCUUAAAAUUGCUGUAUAGUGAAAACAUCUGUAGAUAUCCAAAACUUUUAGAUUGUACAUUCCACAAGAUAUCAGUCAACCACCUUUGAGCGACAUGAUAUUUAUGUCUUACACAUGGUAUGAAAACUGAAUUUGACAUUCAAGUUGGAAAUGCAGAAAACUAGUAUUUCUGCUUUAGCGUCUGAUGAGCUGUUGAUUUGGCAAUCUUGCAGAUUCUCGCGAUAAACAUAAAGCAAUGCCAAAUCUGGCAACAUCCAAAUAUGAACUAGGCUGUGCCCAGCUUAACAACAUAACUUACAUUAGGCACGCUUUCUGUAAUUCCUAACAUGUGCAAUACGAUCAUUACAUAUGUACAUUUAUGUUUGAGAUAUCAGCACAAAACUUUAACACUUAAAAAUUUUACAUACAAAACUCUAACGAAAACAAAACGCAAACAUACGCUUACUGAUUACAGGAAAAGAUAUUUGCUGGUAAUAUAUCCAUCUAAUUAUUAGAUAAAACAAACACUAUACAUAUUCACAUAAUAAUCUUAUUAAAAAUGAUUUUCAUACUUGCUUAUAAAGUACUUAACACUUACUUUUAAUACUUUAUUCAAAGUUCUAAAAGUUAAUGGAACAUGUUUCAAGCUCAGAACCGUUAUCAUCACACUUAUCUAGAAUUUUUUAAGUAAGCUAGUCGGAAUGGGUUACUACUGAGGGUCUCAGAGCUGAUGAAUAGGUUGAUUUCAUAUGAUUGAUUUGAUUUAUUUUAUUUCAACACAGUAAAAUGGCCCUCGAUCAGCCAUUUGAUGUUCUUUAGAAAGGCUUUGCAUGUAAUAUGAAAAACAAAUAAUCAAAUCAUAACAAUGAUAAAACAAAGCCAAAACUUAUAUACAAAACCAAAAGAAAGAAACAAAUAUAAUGAACAAAAACGAAAACAGCAAACAAAAUAAGGUAAAAAAUGAUAAUCAAGAUUACAAGACCUUUUCAACUUUAGAUUGUGCCUUUUAUGUUCUGCCAAUGAAAUGAACUCAAGGACUGGAAGAUAAGGUUACUAUUUUGAGCAAAGUCUGUUUUUGGAGCUUGUAAGCAAAUUAUGUUUUUGGAGUUACAAAGUGUGUGGGAGGAACAUUGUUUAAUAGUAAUCAUAUUACAUAAUAAGACGUUGAGAGUGUCUCUUUUUUUCCUCUACUUCAUCAAUGAGUAUUUCCAUUGUUGGCAGAGAAUUUUACUUUGUGUUUCCCUUUGCAAUGUUGGCCUCAAUGAUGAACUUGAGAGGAAAUAGCCAAUAACAUGCAUUUUUUGCACUGCCAGAACAACCUCGCUAAAAUGAUGACAUUCUUUCAUUUCCUCUCACUUCCGGCUGCCUCACCAUUGAAAAAGCCUUGAAAACCAUAAUUUAGGACUUUUGCAUAUGAUUAAUGCUUCAUGUAUAUUAUCCCUGCAUUCUUUGCGUUCCUCUUCUUGUCGUCUUUUUUUUUUCAUUGAGUCUUUCAGCUCAAAUAUCUCUUCUUUUUGCUGUCAAUGGUGAGAAUGUAGUCCUCUGGCGUGCACGUGGUUCCCUUCAGCUCUCCAGGUCCUUGGAAGAGAUCAGCAUACUGUUCUACUAUAUCAGGAGAGGCAGAUGCAAUGGCAUAAGUUUUGGCAAUCAUGUGAAGUGCGAUAGCUGUCAUGAAGCUGAGAAGUUUAUCACUGUCUCCUUCAGUGACAUGAAAAAGUGCAGGAAUUGCAUUCAUCCUUGAAUUGACUAUGGUCUCACAUGUGCCAAGUGUUGACAGAGCUUCAUUGCUGCCUUACGCAUAGAUCUUCACUCUGUGCUGCGCUCAGAGAUCGAGUCCCCUCAACAUACACUUUGGUGACAAACUCUUCAUACUGUGUCUUUCCAGUCUCUUCCCACCUUUGCACUGUAUUCACAACUGAGUCAUCUGCACAUAUUUGUUUGCCAAGCAUGAUAAGGUCAUCAAAUUUGUCCAGAAACAGAUUUCCCAUGUUUUGAUCAUGUUUGUCAGGUUGGUGACGUGUUUGUGGUUUGUCUUGUUAGCUGAGGGACUUUGUUCAUGUUGCUUGUGGCCGUUUGGUUGAUCAUCUCCUUCUGGUGCGUAACCUUCUUGAAACUCCAUGAUCAUCCUUGCCAGCUCUGGGGUCUGAUUGCAACUCUUUCUGCAACGGGCCCUGGUCCUGAAGACAUCCAUCUCCUCAAGGCUGCAGGGUUUUUGAAGAUCCCUACUGCCCCGCCUGAACCUUUCACAGUUUUGUUUUCCUGCUCAUGAGCCUUGUCAAAUUGAAUUGACAAUAAAGCUUCUUGGAUGUUUUUGGAAAGAACCCCGUUACUGGCAUUCUUGAACUCCUCCUUGAUUCCAUCUGGCAGUAAUUUCAAGUCUUGUAUGUGUACUGGUGUCCAUCUGACGUAAUGAUGUGGUCAAAGGUAAACAAGAAUGGAUUGAGUUCUUCAAAAUAUCUGACAUACAUUUCUCUGUGUGCCUAGAUGAAGAUGUGAAUGGGCAUUUCAUAUCUCCUUAUUUGCUCCCAGUACUUGAAUGUAGGACUUUGCUUCAUCCUUUGAUCUUUCCAACUGCAAAUGGGGUGUCAUCAUUUCAGCCUGAUCUGAGCUGAAAAGCCUCCUCUUGCAACUUGAUUUAGAGUGACUUGAUGUGCAUAUCUUGUACGCAUGAGAUGUGAAGCUUUUUUAUUUUGUGUGGAAAAAUGAACUUGUAUUAAACACAGAUAUUUGAGUAUGAUUUACAAUUUACAUCGAUCGCACAUCAUGAUCAAUGCAAUCCAUUAUGAACAUUUUCCCUGAGAUCCAUUAUGGAGCUUUGUGUUAAGAGCCUUCUUUGGACUUUGUCAGGCUUUUUCCAUAGUAGGAAUAUUACCAGACACAACAACAUUUUACAGAAUGUGAAAUUGUAACAUAAUUUUUGUUACCACCUAUUUCUAUGGAAUCUAUGAAGACAUGUUUACAUGCUAAAACAAGGAUCACAUGCGUGAGACGGAUUUGAGGGGAUGAGAAAGAGUCCCGAAUGCGGGAGUCUUGCACAUAAUGCAUGAGACUUGUUGUGUCUGAAUCGAUUAUUAGAUUUAGCCUUCAGCCUCUCACCUUUACAAAUAGUCUUGUGUCUGAUAUACGUGUAUACAGAACAUGUACAUGUAUUCACUUACAAUCUUACAUAUAUAUUUUAUUAAUUGUAGGUCUUUAUUAUAAAGUGAUUCAUGUAAAUCGUAAGCUUGUUGUAUGCUCUAUUUUUCAACAAGGUAUAUCUGGAGCCUGUCUUACAAACAGUUACCCUUCAACCUCAACUAUAUGGAAAUCCAUCAUUGUCAUAAUUUUUUCUACAGGAAAUUUGCACAAUGUCCUAUGCACAAAGAGAGCGCACCGAAUCAUCCAGAAAAAGAUGAGUAGAUGAGUAAACAUCAUAUCUAGAAUGCAUUUGAACACACAUGUGCAUUUUAUAUUAUGUUGACGUUGCUGGCUUUCCAUAGUUAUGGUUGAUCGGAUCAAUCGCAACUCUUUGUAAGACGGGCCCUGUUCUUUUAUCUCCUCUGUCAUCCUGCACAUUGUACACAUAUAGUAUGGUGUUCGCUUCACUGCUCUUCUUAAUCUAGAAUUUGAAAUGACAAGAAAGAAAAUUAUAAUCAUUAAUGCAAAACAUGUCAUUACUACUGUAUACUAGGAGUGGGAUCCAUAGAUAGGAAAUCUAAUGAAGAAAUGUUUCUCUCAUUCUAAUGUAGAUUUUGCUGUAAUUUGUAUAUAUUUGUACUCAUCAGAUUAUAUAUACAGUAGUGUACAUCACAGUGCAAUCAUGGUCUCUUUAUUGCAUCUAGCAUUCCAGUAUCUUUCUACGCAUUCUUCUAAUUUAUGUUGAAUGUUCUUGAUAUUUCUAUGCAACGCAGGAAUACGGAUCAGUUAAAAUAUAAUUUGUAUUUCUUUAUCAUGCCUUUGCUCUGGAAGUGCUUACUGAACGUAUAGUUGGAUUAAAUCUUUAGAUGUUUGAAGCUAAAUUUGAUACUUAUUAAAAAAGCAUAAGCAUAUGAGUUGACAUUGUAUUAAAAAUAUGAAAGUUUUGUAUCGCCAUAUCCAAGGGGAAAUAAAUUUGAAAGUGGAAAUAUUAGCAAAGUUUUUAUUACCAUGAAAAGUUGUUGGCAAUUUUCUUUGUAAGAUCAUUUUGAUCAAACUAGUAAAAUAUAUAUAAAUAAGGGUUUGGCCAAACAGGGAUGCUACUUUUCAGAUUGGUCUGAGGUCAGACUUUAUCAACUAAUUUUCAGCCAUGUGACGUCACAUGAUGGGAGCAUUGGCCUCAUUUACCAUGUUUUACAAGUUCCAUAAACUUUCAUUUUGUUAUGGUUUUCAUGUAAAAGCGUGGUUUGAAUUGAUGUAUGACGGUUGAAAUGACAGGUAAUUGCAUUGCAUUUUAAGGUGUGUUUUUUUAAAGGUAUUUUAUGGGAGUUUUAUCUCAGGAGAAUAGGAAAAUGGGGGAAGUUGCUCCCAUAAGUUGCUACAAAUGACAUAAAUAAAGCUUGAAAAAGUAGCUCCUUGAUAUUUGAUGGAAUUUUGACUAACCUUCACUAAUAUGUUUCUUGUAUUUCACUUUCUUUUUGGUGAAGUAACCUGGGUCCCAUAACACAAAAGUAAGUCAUUGAUUGUAUGCUUGUGUUUCACAAAAAUGCUCUUUAAUGAUGAGAACUUGUUCAGGUAUCAAAUACCAACACAUAAUGAAUAACUUAAUAAAUAUUCUGCUUUUUCCCCCUGCAUGAACCAGGUAUAGUUUAUCCAGGUCAGAUAGCAGUCGAAAAUAUAUAAUUGACACCAGGCUUUUUUUUUCACACCCACCUUUUCACAAAAAUACCCUUUAAUUGCUGAACUUGUUCAGGACUCAAAUACUGCCAAAUAUUUUCUGCGUUUUAUUAAUUUCUUGACCAGAUGAUGUGAAAGCUUUUUGUCAUUAUGACGUUGUAAAACAAGACUUACUUUUAUAUUAAUUGAUGCAUAUAGUUCUAAUCAAUUGUGUUUGUAAUACGCUGAUUAUAUGUGCAUCCAUGAUUUAUUUGCAAUAAAAUUCUGUACUACUGUUUAAUUUAUUAAAA